Messenger RNA from Phycodurus eques (leafy seadragon), 1569 nucleotides. It is a transcript of the gene hvcn1, whose product is annotated as hydrogen voltage-gated channel 1. Gene Ontology annotation, biological process: proton transmembrane transport. Gene Ontology annotation, molecular function: voltage-gated proton channel activity. The transcript is spliced from 7 exons. The record is from RefSeq and is a predicted model, not a curated record. NCBI's taxonomy places the organism in Eukaryota, Metazoa, Chordata, Actinopteri, Syngnathiformes, Syngnathidae. Gene Ontology annotation, cellular component: plasma membrane. Bases 248 to 937 code for a protein of 229 amino acids.
GGAAGUAAGCGGAUGUCAGUGGAGGCUCACUUUACUCGACUGGUGGAUUUCCGUUUGGGGGUUUGCAACUUCGUCAAUCCAUCGGCGGCGACGACAGGGAUUCUUUCGAGCUGGGUUCGUCCCGUGACCGCCACACUCCAGACGUGACCAAUCCACGCACAAUUUCAUUUCGACUCAACGCGACACGUUACCGUUAGACGCCUUUCUAAUUGAUCCUUGCCCCCCCCGCCCCCUCUGAGAGAUUGCCAUGGCCCGAUACUUGAGGCACUUCACCACAGUGGGUGAUGAGCAGCCUGACCAGUGGGAGGAGGAGGAGGAGGAGGAAUUGCAAGCAGGCAGUGAUGAACUGGGUCCUGCCACUGGGCAGUGCCCUGAAACCCCGACCUUCAGGAAUUCCCUGAAAAGACUCUACAGCUCUGCACGCUUCCAGGUAUUGGUGGUGUGUUUAGUUGUCCUGGAUGCCAUUUUUGUACUGGCAGAGCUGCUGAUCGAUUUAUCCAUUAUCCAGCUGGAACACGGCCAUGUUGCACCUGAGGUGUUUCACUACCUGAGCCUGGCACUUCUCACGUUCUUCAUGGUGGAGCUAGCUGGCAAACUGUUCGCAUAUCGCCGGGAGUUCUUCCAGCAUAGGUUUGAGGUGUUUGAUGCUGUGGUGGUGGUGCUGUCUUUUGUGCUGGACAUAGUGUUCAUCUUCCACGAUGAUGUAUUUGAUGGAAUGGGUCUGCUCAUCCUGCUGCGUCUCUGGAGGGUGGCUAGAAUCGUCAACGGGAUUCUAGUGUCUGUAAAAACCCGUGCGGACCAGAAGAUGCACAAGUUGAAGGGCAGCUAUGACCAUCUCGUGCAAAGAGUCACAGAACUACAACAGCAGAUUGAUAAACUACAACAAGACAACCAGAAUCUUCAGACACUUCUCAAGAGGCAUGGCAUUGACAUCUGAUUGUUUAUUAAUUUAAAUUUGAAUUAUUAUGAUGCAACUUUCUGCAUUUUUUUUUUUUUUUGUAUGCGUAAAUGUAUGCAUCCUUUCUGAAUUGUUUGUUUGAUCUGCUCUUUAAGUUCCCCAUUUUAAUAAUCAAAAUAUGUUACUAACUUCAUUCAGGCUGUAUUGCUUCAUCCAAUCAAUAUUUUGUCCUGUAUUGUAAUUACAAUUACCAUUUUGGUGAGCGGACUUUCACAGUCUGUUAGAAGUCGCUGAAUCAAACAAAUGGAAAGAAGAAGUCAACAGGCAGCUUGGCGUUGAUGGUCGGUGUAGCUCUGUAACCAGGGAGAGCAGCACUGGCGAUUUCUUUGAAGCUCACUGAACUCUGAAUUGACACAUCACUGCCUCUGGUCAGACGAGUCUAAGAAAGACACAGGAGAGAUCAUAAGAAUGCAUGCAUAUUUUGUUUUUUUGGGUUAAGUAUUAGACUUUAGUGCAGGCUGCCUCCAACAUGGUAAACAAAUCUGUGCAAGUGCCUGGCAUUUUGCUAUCCCAAAUAUCAUAACUCUACCUCAAAGAUGUUGGCAAUCCAAUUGGCAUCAUGUGAGAGGUUGUUGACAGAUUUAAUUCCUCCAAUAAACUUGCUUCCUGUG